AAGAUGGAAACUACCACGGCAAGCUAUGAUAGUCGCGCGACUGUUGUAUUAUUCCCCUAGCGUCGUUAGGGUUUUAUUAUCGCUUUUCGCUGUUGGAGACUCGUAGUCGCGAAGCCAUCACAGAGUCGCCGACCUUGGAGGGGAACGAGGAGCGAAAAUGCCGUCCCACAAGACUUUUAAAAUCAAGAAGAAGCUGGCGAAGAAGAUGAGGCAGAACAGGCCCAUCCCCCACUGGAUUCGUAUGAGGACCGAUAACACUAUCAGAUAUAACGCGAAACGGAGGCACUGGCGCCGUACUAAGCUAGGGUUUUGAGGUCGAUGCGGUUUCUGCUUUUUGUUUUCCUUAGUCGUAUUAGGAUUCUUGCAGUACAUGAUGAAUUUGACAGGGACGCUAUUUGAUAUUGUGUACCCCUGAUCUAUUGGGUUUUGUUUCGUUGUUAUUUUUCAAUGGAUUACAUUUAGACCUUAUGUAUUUCAAGGGGGUGAUUUUAAGUGGAUACUCAUUCUGAAA
This is a messenger RNA of Macadamia integrifolia, 511 nucleotides long. Its product is annotated as 60S ribosomal protein L39. Lineage: Eukaryota; Viridiplantae; Streptophyta; Magnoliopsida; Proteales; Proteaceae. The transcript is spliced from 3 exons. Gene Ontology annotation, molecular function: structural constituent of ribosome. The record is from RefSeq and is a predicted model, not a curated record. Gene Ontology annotation, cellular component: ribosome; cytosolic large ribosomal subunit. The coding region runs from base 158 to 313 and encodes 51 amino acids. Gene Ontology annotation, biological process: translation.